AUGAAUAUAAUUUUUGACAUUGAACACUUAUUUAAAAUACUUUCUCAUAUAAUUUCUGAUUUACUUUAAUUAAAUUAAUUUAACUGUCAUAUGAACAAAUUAGUCGUAUAACAAGUUAAGAGCAUAUUUAAUAGCCUUCCAAAUAAAGAUUUAGAUAAACUACUAAAUAUAUUACUUGCAGCUGGAAUUACAAAAAAUUAAAAAUCAGUUGGUUAUAAAUGUGUAGAAUGUAGUAUUAUGUAUACAUAAUCAAAUAAAUAAAAAGGUUUAAAGGUAUUAAUGCAAGUGGUUUUGGGAGAGAUGAAACUGAAGCUGUUCAUAUUUGUUUAAAAAAUUUUAUUGAAUAAAUGUUAGAAGAAGAAGGACAUUUAUCAUUUUUGAGAAAUAUUUUAAGAGAUCUAAAAUAACUAGAUUUUUAGGAAUAAGAUAUUGAAUAAUUAUAACAAAAAAUAGGCAAUAUAUCAAUAAUACAAAAUAAUUAAAAUUACCAGACUGUAGAUAGUUUGUUAAAUGGAGAAAAUGAAUAAAUUUUAGGAUAAAUAGUUGAUAAUAAGCAAAAGAAAUUUGAGACUAUUUAAGAUAAUAAUAAUAAUAAGGAAAAUAUUUAAAAUUAGUAUUAUAAAUGUUGUGGUCAUGAAUAAGAACUAAAAAAAGAGAAAAUGAGAGUUGAACAUUUGGAAUUAAGAAUAAAAUUGAUUUUAGAAGAAAAUAGAAUUUUGAAAUCUCUUCUUAAUGAAAAGAAAGAGAGUGCAAGAUAGGAAAGUAAUCGAGAAGGAGAUACAAAAAGGAUUCGUUAAUAAGUUAGAUCAAGUAGUGUAAAAAUGGGUAAAAUCUAAUAAAUAAAUGGAGUGCCUAAAUUAAAUCUAGAUGCACUUCCAACUUAUAUGGGAAAAUAGAAAACAUUAUUUUGA
Paramecium sonneborni is the source of this 911-nucleotide messenger RNA. NCBI's taxonomy places the organism in Eukaryota, Ciliophora, Oligohymenophorea, Peniculida, Parameciidae. The record is from the annotation of a GenBank genome assembly.